AUGGUGACAGUUGAGAUGAGUGGACCCAGUGGAGUGUUCCACCGGCGAAGGAACGGUGGGGACUCACCUGUGGUUUUAACCUUGGAGAUGAACCUAGCGGUGAGAAUCAGAACCGCGGGAAUGGAAACGUGGCUUAUGAGAUCCUAUGUUGUGUGCGAGUUUGAGGUUAGCAGUCUGAGGAAAGAUACGCAAGUCUUAACAAGUCACCAGCGUGCAUCUGGAAAAAAUGGCUCCAAUCUCCGCAGAAUCGAUGUGUCCCUCCAGAGACGCAGCAACGAGUUGGUGUGGUGUUGGGUUGUGAAAAGUGAAGACGUGGUGUGA
Messenger RNA from Sphenostylis stenocarpa, 321 nucleotides. The record is from the annotation of a GenBank genome assembly. Lineage: Eukaryota; Viridiplantae; Streptophyta; Magnoliopsida; Fabales; Fabaceae.